Messenger RNA from Parnassius apollo (apollo), 942 nucleotides. The record is from the annotation of a GenBank genome assembly. Lineage: Eukaryota; Metazoa; Arthropoda; Insecta; Lepidoptera; Papilionidae.
AUGUCAGUGCGAAAUGGGACAGUUAGUGAAAGAGCUGAUGAGAAUUGUGACAAUGACUUGGAAAAUGACGAAAAUGACAUUUUUGAUUUGACUUUUCCUACACCUACAAGUGAAAUAAACCUGACUGUGGAAUAUGCAGAAGUUGUUAAGAAGGUACGAAAAGUAGUAAAACUAUUUAAAAAUUCACCUACUAAAAACGAUCUGCUGCAGACGUAUAUGACAAAAGAUAUGGGAAAAAAUAUUGCUUUAUUGUUGGAUUUGAUUACUGCGGAAACUACUUUGAGAUUUAUUAUUAGCAAACUGAUAAAUAUUAAUAAACCGUUAGUCCGAAAACUUGUUGAUUCGUUGAGGAAACGGAUCUCAGAGCGGCGAACUGACUUGACAGCGAUUUUAUUAUACUUACAUGAUCCACAUAAGUACGAAGAAGACAAAAGUCUAUUUAUUUAUGAUGAAACAUUCAAUCUACCUCCAAAGAGUGUAAUACGCAAGGCCAUCAAAAAUAUAGUAGAAAGGCUAGAGUACACAGGAAGCAAUGCAGUAACCACUACUCCUGUUGAUGAUCCUUAUGACGACAUCCCUCUCUCUAAUCUCGAGACGCAAACGGCAGCCGCAGCACCAAUGUCACUUGAAAACGAACUCAAACUGACUUUGACUAGUAUCAAAAAUCCUGGCUCAACAGCCCAGCCACCUAGGUCUGGAAGUAUGAGUAACCUUGAGGUUUUGAUAAAGAAGGAAAUAAACUAUUUCGAGUCGGGUGGAUUAAAAGGCACUUACCUUCAGUUCGCCUAUAACGCACUUAUGACUAUUGUACCAACCAGCGUGGAAGCUGAGCGGGCUUUUUCAGCUGCUGGCUACCUUGUGUGCAAUAUCAGAAGCUGUUUAGCAGAUGACACAAUUAAUACUUUAACUUUUUUAAGAAGCUACUUCCAAAAUAAUGUUUAA